Messenger RNA from Lynx canadensis (Canada lynx), 1482 nucleotides. Its product is annotated as keratin, type II microfibrillar, component 7C. Gene Ontology annotation, cellular component: keratin filament. The coding region runs from base 1 to 1482 and encodes 493 amino acids. The record is from RefSeq and is a predicted model, not a curated record. The transcript has 9 exons. Gene Ontology annotation, biological process: intermediate filament organization; keratinization. Lineage: Eukaryota; Metazoa; Chordata; Mammalia; Carnivora; Felidae. Gene Ontology annotation, molecular function: structural constituent of skin epidermis.
AUGACCUGUGGCUUCAGCUCCGUGGGCUGCGGAUUCGGUCCCAGGAACUUCAGCUGCAUGUCGGCCUGCGGGCCCCGGCCCGGCCGCUGCUGCAUCACCGCCGCCCCCUACCGCGGCGUCUCCUGCUACCGCGGCCUCACCGGCGGCUUCGGAAGCCACAGCGUCUGCGGCGGCUUCCGCGCCGGCUCCUGCGGCCGCACCUUCGGCUACCGCUCCGGCGGCGUGUGCGGGCCCAGCCCGCCCUGCAUCACCAGCGUGUCGGUCAACGAGAGCCUCCUCACGCCCCUCAACCUGGAGAUCGACCCCAAUGCGCAGUGCGUGAAGCACGAGGAGAAGGAGCAGAUCAAGUGUCUCAACAGCAGGUUCGCUGCCUUCAUCGACAAGGUGCGCUUCCUGGAGCAACAGAACAAGCUUCUGGAGACCAAGUGGCAGUUCUACCAGAACCGCAAGUGCUGCGAGAGCAACCUGGAGCCCCUGUUCGAGGGCUACAUCGAGACGCUGAGGCGGGAGGCCGAGUGCGUGGAGGCCGACAGCGGGAGGCUGGCCUCGGAGCUCAACCACGUGCAGGAGGUGCUGGAGGGCUACAAGAAGAAGUAUGAAGAAGAGGUAGCACUUCGGGCCACAGCGGAGAACGAGUUUGUGGCUCUAAAGAAGGAGGUGGACUGCGCUUACCUCCGCAAGUCAGACCUGGAGGCCAACUCGGAGGCCCUGAUCCAGGAGAUCGACUUCCUGAGACGCCUGUACGAGGAGGAGAUCCGUGUUCUCCACGCCCACAUCUCAGACACCUCGGUCAUCGUCAAGAUGGACAACAGCCGGGACCUGAACAUGGACUGCAUUGUGGCCGAGAUCAAGGCUCAGUACGACGACAUCGCCAGCCGCAGCCGGGCUGAGGCCGAGUCCUGGUACCGCAGCAAGUGCGAGGAGAUGAAGGCCACGGUGAUCCGGCACGGGGAGACCCUGCGCCGCACCAAGGAGGAGAUCAACGAGCUGAACCGCAUGAUCCAGAGGCUGACCGCCGAGGUCGAGAAUGCCAAGUGUCAGAACACCAAGCUGGAGACCGCGGUGACCCAGUCUGAGCAGCAGGGCGAGGCGGCCCUGAGCGACGCCCGCUGCAAGCUGGCCGAGCUGGAGGCCGCCCUGCAGAAGGCCAAGCAGGACAUGGCCUGCCUGGUCAAGGAGUACCAGGAGGUGAUGAACUCCAAGCUGGGCCUGGACAUUGAGAUCGCCACCUACAGGCGGCUGCUGGAGGGCGAGGAGCAGAGGCUGUGUGAAGGUGUUGGAGCUGUGAAUGUCUGCGUCAGCAGCUCCCGGGGCGGGGUCGUCUGCGGGGACCUCUGCGUGUCCGGCUCCCGGCCUGUGACCGGCAGCGCGUGCAACGCCCCCUGCAGCGGGAACCUGGCGGUGAGCACCGGAAUGUGCGCGCCCUGCGGCCAGCUCAACACCACCUGUGGAGGGGGUUCCUGCGGGCUGGGGAGGUGUUAG